Molecule: messenger RNA, 1404 nt
Organism: Scaptodrosophila lebanonensis
Lineage: Eukaryota; Metazoa; Arthropoda; Insecta; Diptera; Drosophilidae
Product: arginine kinase
Exons: 2
Coding region: 1-1404 (467 amino acids)
Biological process (GO): phosphocreatine biosynthetic process
Molecular function (GO): creatine kinase activity; protein binding
Source: RefSeq, a predicted model, not a curated record
AUGGCAGCCAAUCGGGAGUUUUUCAAUCAAAUUAUUUACAAUAUUGAUGAUGUGUUCGUGCCCGAUGAUCUGCACAGUGCAAGACGCGAACUGCAGGAUGGCGAAAUUUCCCGCACCCUCGAGCGUUGCUUCAGUGUCAUUCUGGAGUCGGGCAAGUUGUUGAGCGGCUCCAGUGCCUCGGCUUUGGCGCAUCGCAAGCCGCUGAGUGCCUCCACAUUGCAACUAUCGGUUACCAGCUACUUGAGUCGCUUCCUCAAGCGUGCCGUUUAUGAGAAGAUCAAGCGCCGACAGACACGACUCGAUCACAAUCUCUUUGAUGUGCUGUGGCCAGCAAUGCGCAAGUCUUCAAAGGCGCGCAAUCUGGAAGAGGACAUUAAUUGCGGGAUCAUAGCGCCCGACUUUGAUGUGUUUGUGGUGUUUCAGGAGUUUCUGGUGCCAUUGCUGAAGGACAUGCAUUGUCUGAGCAUCGAUGCGGAUUUCAAACCGCAGCCCCGUCUCGCCUUCUUUCCAAUGGAGAAUGGCGAGCGAUUGAAUACGGCGGCCUUCACCUACGAUGAUGAGUCCCACCUGGUUACGCGCUGCAUUGUGGAAGCGUCACGCAAUCUAGACCAGAUGGAAUUGCCGCUCAAUCUCACCAUUGGCCAGAUCGAGCACGCGGAACGCAUAAUGAUGGGCAAAAUAUUCACGACGAACUUUGCGGAGGCCAUUGGCGAGACCGAGUCAGGUAAUUACUACACACUCACCGAACUGCUCGAGGAGAACUCUGAGGUCACUGAGAUGCUGAGCAGCCUGGGCCUGAUGAUACCACUGCUAGACACUAAAGAUCUGGUACAGGCGGCCGAGUCGACAGCCUUCAAUGGCGCCUUGUGGCCAUAUGGACGUGGCGUUUAUGUGAACUCGGCGCACAAUCUGGCCCUGUGGCUUAACUGCCAGGAGCACUUGCGCAUAAUCUCGGCGAGCAGCAGCAAACAGCCCGCGGAUAUGGGCGCCGCAUACACACGAGUCGGACGCGCUGCUUCCUACCUGGAAACGCAGCUGCACUUCAAAGAGAGCUACCUGUUAGGAUACUUACAGUCGCGUCCUGCAUACCUGGGCACGGGCCUAAAACUGACCACCAUUGUGAAGCUGCCGAAUCUCAUGAAGGAGAUGGAUAACCUGCGGCACCUCUGCUCGGUGCGGGGCCUCAGCAUGGUGACCAAUCGGCUGUCAACAUUGACGGUGCGUCUUUGUAAUAUGCAGAGCAUGGGCAUUGUGGAGUACGCUCUUUUCCAGGACUACUGCACGGCAGUCACAAAUAUUCUAUCCUUGGAGAAGGACAUGUCGCUGACAAACUCAAAGCACAUUGCUACAAUGCUGGUCAGGAUAUUUCGGCGCAAGAAAAACAGCAUUAUCGAUCGGAAUUAA